AUCGACGCUUGGUACAUUACUGUUCCACUAUUUGGAAGUUUUUCUCUGGUUUUGGUAGUUUUCUUCAGUGUAUUAAUACUGAGAGACUUUGGAAAUUGAGUCAUUUGGGACACUGAAGGCUCGGUGUCUAGCAGCCUCAUUGCAGCGCUCUUGUAUUUGACUGUCUGAUUUUGAAUUAUGUCCACAAUAAUGGAACAACCAUUUUAUGACGACUCGUUUCUUUCUGCUUAUGGCCAUCCAGGCGCGGCACUGCCAGACUACAAGCUGCUAAAACAGAAUAUGAACUUGAACUUCUCCGAGUCAUAUCGGAACUCAAACUUCAAGACACAACACGGAGAUUUCUAUUCGGCAGGGGACGUGGGCUCUCUGAAACUAGCGUCUCCUGAACUCGAGCGACUCAUCAUCCAGAACAGCAACGGGGUCAUCACUACAACACCGACGCCCGCGCAGUAUCUCUACAACCGCGGCAUCACAGAGGAGCAGGAGGGCUUCGCAGACGGCUUUGUCAAAGCACUGGACGACCUGCACAAGAUGAACCAGAUGGCACCCCCAAAUGUGUCUCUGGGCUCCGGCGGUGUGUCCUGUCCCUCAAUGCAGCCUGAGCCACUGGAGUACACCACUCUUAACAGCUGCACUAACCUGACCUCUGCGCCCAGUUAUCCGUCCACGACAAUCAGCUACCUACCCCACCACCAGUACCCCCAAGCUGCAGCGCACAGCUCUCACCACUUCCAGCAGCCUCUCCACGCGCAGCGCUUCUGUGGCUUGAAAGAGGAGCCCCAGACCGUACCGGACAUGCACAGCAGCGACAACAGCACUCCUCCGAUGUCUCCCAUCGAUUUGGAGAACCAAGAGCGCAUCAAAGCCGAGCGCAAGCGUCUGAGGAACAGACUGGCAGCCUCCAAAUGCCGGAGACGAAAACUGGAACGUAUUGCUCGUCUGGAAGAAAAAGUUAAGGUCCUGAAAACGGACAACGCCGGACUGUCAAAUACUGCUUCUGUGCUGCGCGAGCAGGUAGCCCAACUCAAACAAAAAGUUAUGACACAUGUGAGUAGUGGCUGUCAGCUUAUGCUGGCGCCAAAGGUGAAGUCUUAUUAAUAAAUGAAAUGCACUUUUAAAAACACUGGACAAUAACUGCACUGCCGGCACACAGCAGGCACUUUCCUGUCUGGACUGGACUAUGCGGCUCUUGGACCUCUGCCAAAAAUCCAAGACUAAAACACUUAGGGCAUUUUUGAGCGUUUUUGAAAGUGUCGUGUCAUUGCCUGUUUACAUUUUUACUUUAUUUGUGAUUAUCCUUGAUGUAACUUAUUUGUGUAUUUUUUACUUGUACAGUAUAUAUUUAAGUAAAUUAAAAUAUGAAACCCCA
This is a messenger RNA of Periophthalmus magnuspinnatus, 1369 nucleotides long. It is a transcript of the gene junba, whose product is annotated as JunB proto-oncogene, AP-1 transcription factor subunit a. Gene Ontology annotation, molecular function: DNA-binding transcription factor activity, RNA polymerase II-specific; transcription factor binding; RNA polymerase II cis-regulatory region sequence-specific DNA binding. The transcript has a single exon. Gene Ontology annotation, cellular component: transcription regulator complex. The record is from RefSeq and is a predicted model, not a curated record. Bases 178 to 1098 code for a protein of 306 amino acids. Gene Ontology annotation, biological process: regulation of cell population proliferation; regulation of cell cycle; regulation of transcription by RNA polymerase II. Lineage: Eukaryota; Metazoa; Chordata; Actinopteri; Gobiiformes; Gobiidae.